Corvus hawaiiensis (hawaiian crow) is the source of this 1560-nucleotide messenger RNA. RefSeq names its product mucin-16-like. Lineage: Eukaryota; Metazoa; Chordata; Aves; Passeriformes; Corvidae. The record is from RefSeq and is a predicted model, not a curated record. The transcript has 15 exons. Bases 1 to 1560 code for a protein of 519 amino acids.
AUGGAAUACAGAAGAAGGAAAAAAAGAGACAAGGCUCCCACCCAUCCAACAACGACAGCUGCCGCCCUCGAGCGUUUCACCGUCAACUUCACUAUCACCAACCUCCCCUACACUUCCGACCUGGAGAAUCCUGACUCGGCCAAGUUCAGAGCUACACAAAGGGUCAUGAACAUGCUCCUCGACCGCCUGCUGAAGGAAAGCAGCAUUGGCCCUGUAUUCCAAAGAUGUGAGACAACAGAUUUAAGGCCAGGCAGUGACAGGGACGAGACCCGGGUGGACGCCGUGUGCACCUACAGCAAGGAGCCCUCGGCUGCGCCUUUGGACAGGGUGGGGCUGUACCACCAAGUGAGCAACAAGACCAGAGGCAUCACCCAGCUGGGCCCCUACAGCCUGGACAAGGACAGCCUCUACGUCAACGGAUACAACGAACAGCCAGUGCUGACCACUCCCACCCAUCCAACAACGACAGCUGCCGCCCUCGAGCGUUUCACCGUCAACUUCACCAUCACCAACCUCCCCUACACUUCCGACCUGGAGAAUCCUGACUCAGCCAAGUUCAGAGCUACACAAAGGGUCAUGAACAUGCUCCUCGACCGCCUGCUGAAGGAAAGCAGCAUUGGCCCUGUAUUCCAAAGAUGUGAGACAACAGAUUUAAGGCCAGGCAGUGACAGGGACGAGACCCGGGUGGACGCCGUGUGCACCUACAGCAAGGAGCCCUCGGCUGCGCCUUUGGACAGGGUGGGGCUGUACCACCAAGUGAGCAACAAGACCAGAGGCAUCACCCAGCUGGGCCCCUACAGCCUGGACAAGGACAGCCUCUACGUCAACGGAUACAACGAACAGCCAGUGCUGACCACUCCCACCCAUCCAACAACGACAGCUGCCGCCCUCGAGCGUUUCACCGUCAACUUCACCAUCACCAACCUCCCCUACACUUCCGACCUGGAGAAUCCUGACUUGGCCAAGUUCAGAGCUACACAAAGGGUCAUGAACAUGCUCCUCGACCGCCUGCUGAAGGAAAGCAGCAUUGGCCCUGUAUUCCAAAGAUGUGAGACAACAGAUUUAAGGCCAGGCAGUGACAGGGACGAGACCCGGGUGGACGCCGUGUGCACCUACAGCAAGGAGCCCUCGGCUGCGCCUUUGGACAGGGUGGGGCUGUACCACCAAGUGAGCAACAAGACCAGAGGCAUCACCCAGCUGGGCCCCUACAGCCUGGACAAGGACAGCCUCUACGUCAACGGAUACAACGAACAGCCAGUGCUGACCACUCCCACCCAUCCAACAACGACAGCUGCCGCCCUCGAGCGUUUCACCGUCAACUUCACCAUCACCAACCUCCCCUACACUUCCGACCUGGAGAAUCCUGACUCGGCCAAGUACAAUGCUACACAGUCAGUCACAGCCGCCUUGCUCGACCGCUUGCUGAAGGAAAGCAGCAUUGGCCCCAAUUUCCAAGGAUGUGUGACAACAGCUUUCAGGUAUGGGUCAUUGUCCCCGUGCAGGUGCCUUGGUCUGAGGAUGCUGGACAUAGUGGUCAAGCUCUGGGUGCCUCUUCUAUGA